GAAAGUACGCGCAACUCGCAGUUCAAAAAAUUAAAAUCGAAAUAAAUGUGACUUAUUUAUAGGCGAAAAUAAUUAAAAUUCAGCAUGGAAUGUUCGUCAAAUUUGUUGUGGUUUUUUCAAAUUUUCCUAUUAACCACAAAAGUAUACGCCGCGGUGUCCACUCCAUUGCCAGCAAAAAGCGGAGCUUACAACAAGGCAGCAGCUGAAAAUGAGAGUGGAAAAGCCAAAGUGAGCAACUAUUUUCUGCACGAGCCCUACGGUCCCAACACCUACGCCUUUGGCUACGAAGUCGAUGAUCCGCAGACGAAAAACUCCCAGUUCCGAGAAGAAAAACGCUUCGCGAAUGGCAGUAUCCAGGGGAGCUAUGGGUACGCUAGGCCUGAUGGACGCAUUGAGGUCACCAAGUAUAGAGCGAAUGAGGAUGGGGGAUACUCUGCUCAGAUUGAGACUUUCAAAGCGGGGGAUGAGAGGGUACAGGCAGUUUGGCCUACCGAAAGACCCGAUAUUCUUGUAGAAAGAAGCAAAACAGAGUCCCCUUCAAAUGUGACUUGGGAUCCUAAGAGUCAUCUCAAUGUGAGUGUUUCCCAUGUGGCAGAUCAUGUGGCCCAACAGCUAAAGGAGCAGCAUGGACUCGAUCUGAACCACAUCGAUGUGACCAAGGACUUACUAAAGCCAGCGGUGCUCGAUGUGAUCCAGGGCAAGGCCCCAGCCAAGGGUCUGCCGGUUCAGAAUCUAAUACCCCAGCAGUUUCCCAUAGCUCCAUUUCAACUGCCAGCGGAUCAAGCAACCGCCAAGGCCACCACUGCAGAGCCCCAGAAAACCGAAAGUUCAAAAUACAACCGAGCCAAAACCAACAAUGCCGAGAAGGCUCCCCAAGUUGAGGAGACGGAGGCAAGCUUACCACCGCCCAGGCCACUGGUCAAUAGCAGUCCCAGCACUGCAAAUUGGCAACAGCGAACCAUUGAGGCAAAUCGCCGUGAAUUCCUGGCAAAUUUACCCAACCUGAGUGGGGCCAGGCUGGAGUAAAUGUCUGAAAAUGUUUCACCAGGCCAAAUGCUUAAAAGUGUUUCACCAAGAAAACUAAAGAGGAGGGUCUGUUACCCAAAUUACACAGAGAAAAGCUAUAGUUAAAUUUUUCUUUGAAUUA
Molecule: messenger RNA, 1147 nt
Organism: Drosophila elegans
Lineage: Eukaryota; Metazoa; Arthropoda; Insecta; Diptera; Drosophilidae
Exons: 3
Coding region: 85-1026 (313 amino acids)
Cellular component (GO): extracellular matrix
Source: RefSeq, a predicted model, not a curated record